Molecule: messenger RNA, 1096 nt
Organism: Vigna unguiculata (cowpea)
Lineage: Eukaryota; Viridiplantae; Streptophyta; Magnoliopsida; Fabales; Fabaceae
Product: Polynucleotidyl transferase, ribonuclease H-like superfamily protein
Biological process (GO): rRNA 5'-end processing
Source: RefSeq, a predicted model, not a curated record
UUAAUUUUUAAAACAAAAAGAUAAAGAAACUUAACAUAUACUGUUGGUGGGGUUGGUUCAUACUCCGAUCGGUGCUGGUGGAAGAGAAGAGAGGCUGAGGUAGACGAAAUGAGGUACGUGAAGCCCUUGCAGUUGUUUCAGGAUUUGACUAAUUCAACCCAGAACCAACGCGGAAGGUUGCUUGGUUUGGAUGUCGGGGAAAAAUAUGUUGGUCUUGCUCUUUCUGACUUCGACAACAAAAUUGCUUCACCUUUCAGUGUUCUCGUCAGGAAGAAGUCAAAUAUUAGUUUAAUGGCUUCUGAUUUUCAGAGCCUGAUAUCUAAAUAUUCCCUGAAGGGCUUUGUUGUUGGCGUCCCUUUUGACAGACAUCGGGUGGCUGCCGAAGCUUUUCCGGUGAAGGGUUUAAUUGAUCACCUCUGUAGAACAAAAAUGCUUGAAGGAGUAAAGUAUACAUAUUGGAAUGAGUGCUUUACAUCAAAGAAUGUGGAAUUGCUGUUAAAGCCUUUGAACUUGAAUAAACCAGUACUCUCCAAGACUAUUCUAGACAAGUUUGCAGCGGUAGGAAUACUUCAAGGGUACCUGGAUUUUGUCAACAGGAAAAUGAAGCUGACAGCAGUGGAGUGAAGAACUCUUAAUUUUUUGUUACUUUUCAAGUUUACUAUGUGUAGGCAUGGGUCACAAAUCACAACUACCUCUGAAUUAAAGGUUGGUUGGGGGACAGUAUAAUGGAUUUUAAAUUUUCCUAUAUUUGCAUUCUCUAUUCUGAAGCUGAAAUGGAAUGAAUCAUGUCACUUUCAGUCAUAUUAGGAUUAGUUUACAACCUUGAUGAAAUAGUUAGAGGCGGGGGUUAGUUUAUGUUUCAUUAUGAUUUGAUGAGAAGAGCUGCCUCAAAACUUAGGUCUUGUAUCUUCCUUUCUGAUUCCAAUAGUAAUUAUAAACAGAGGUUAGUAGUCUGUGCAGACUUUUUUAUCUAAAAACUGACGACAAAACUGUAGAUUACAUAAAUUAUUGGGAUUAAUUUGAUACAUUUUUCUUGCACCAAGUACUUGUACUUUUAACUUUCAUCACUGCUUAUGAAAUUUUUUUGAUUUAUGAA